Colletotrichum siamense is the source of this 399-nucleotide messenger RNA. RefSeq lists its product as uncharacterized. NCBI's taxonomy places the organism in Eukaryota, Fungi, Ascomycota, Sordariomycetes, Glomerellales, Glomerellaceae. Bases 1 to 399 code for a protein of 132 amino acids. The record is from RefSeq and is a predicted model, not a curated record. The transcript has a single exon.
AUGGGCAGGCAGGAGCAGGAAAUCACCGAUAGCGGUGCCCUCCGCAACGAGCCGGAACGCAUUCUUGACAUCGACCCUGCGCCCGGUGCUCCCGAUCCGAAGAGAAAUCAACCUGCCGGACAAGAGGUCGAUAAUGAACUGAUGGCUCUCCUUCCAAAUUCCCUCAAGGACAAGAACGAAGCUACGGCACAACCGAACAAGGCCAAAGAAAAUAUCAAACGCGACAAGAAGAUGCUGGAGUCACUGGAAACAAUUCUUGCGAUGCAGGAGAAUCUGAACAAGGAGCUUGAGGAAAAGGCUUUGACACUAGAGAAGUCCCUCGGUGGAAGAAGAGGCAACAAUCAAAGCGCUCGAAGUAGCCAAAGACCAAGCUACCGUUGGGAGAAAUUUGUGCAGUAG